AUGCCUCCUAAGAAGAAAACAAAUGCCACAGGCGAGCAAACAAACGCUUCAACAUCUGAUGCCACGUUGCCUCCAUUGUCGGCGUUUGAAGACAUCGUAGAUAGCCGCUUUAAAGUACAAAUGAAGGAUCUAAACGAGGUAGUUCUGAAUAUAAUAAAUCAACGCAAGAUGAGCUUACAAAAAAGUCUGGACUUCCUAGGCAACAAAUUUGACGAAUUACUGAAGUCGUUUACUCUGCUGCAAGAGAAAAAUAAACAGCUUAAGUCCGAAAAUAUUCUACUUAAGAACGGAGAAAGGAAUUGA
This is a messenger RNA of Paramuricea clavata, 303 nucleotides long. Lineage: Eukaryota; Metazoa; Cnidaria; Anthozoa; Malacalcyonacea; Plexauridae. The record is from the annotation of a GenBank genome assembly.